AUGGAUAAGGCUAGCGCAUCGAAUGCAAAGAUCCCGAAAGUGGAUUUUAAUGAUCGUUUCAAGGCCCUCCACAAACUUAGACAGAAAGCUCGCAAGGAGAACCACGAGCAGGUUGUCGAGGAAGAUCGUCGCGCGAAGUUGCCCAAAAACUACGAGGCGAAGAAAACCAGAGAAGAGUGGCAAGUCAAAGAACUCGAAGAGCGCAAAGCAGCAGACGAACGUGGAUUGGACUUCGAAAGACUGAAGGCUCUCGAGCUGCCAGCUGACGUCGCAGACAAGUUGGAGAUGAAAAAGAACAAAAAGAAGAAUCCCGAUCUCGGUUUUUCGUCUUAUGAAGAAAUGACGCUGCGUCAGCACUCACGACUCACAUCUUCUUUGGAUCCGAACAUGGACGCUUACACGAAAAUGAGGGACGUCGUCGGAUCAGAGCAGUUCUACCCCACUGCAGAUACACUAAUUCAUGGAAAUCACUAUCCAACCACAUCAGCAAUGUCACGACUGGUUGAUGACGUCAAGGGUCAAGUUAAGAGACGUGAGCAGUUCCAUCGCCGAAGAAUGUUCGAUCCUGAUGCACCUAUCGACUACAUCAACGAAAAAAACAAAAAGUUCAACCAGAAACUCGAGAAAUUCUACGGCAAAUAUACGGAAGAUAUUCGCGACGAUUUGGAGCGUGGAACCGCUAUUUGA
This is a messenger RNA of Caenorhabditis auriculariae, 687 nucleotides long. NCBI's taxonomy places the organism in Eukaryota, Metazoa, Nematoda, Chromadorea, Rhabditida, Rhabditidae. The record is from the annotation of a GenBank genome assembly.